This is a messenger RNA of Pseudogymnoascus destructans, 1352 nucleotides long. RefSeq lists its product as uncharacterized. The record is from RefSeq and is a predicted model, not a curated record. Lineage: Eukaryota; Fungi; Ascomycota; Leotiomycetes; Thelebolales; Thelebolaceae. The coding region runs from base 195 to 1115 and encodes 306 amino acids. Gene Ontology annotation, cellular component: precatalytic spliceosome. Gene Ontology annotation, biological process: RNA splicing. The transcript has a single exon.
AGCUACUUUUACUUCUAAUUUUUUUGAUAUCGUCAGUUAUAUUUCAUGGUGAUUCCAAAGUGCAAUAAAGUGAAUCAAGAUCACGUGCAACCGUAAAUAUUUGUGCCAAGCGACUGGGCGACAGCCUCGCAGCCUCACUCCUAACCUCCCCAAACAACAUACCACCUCCAUUGACUCUCUGAACCGAACUGAAUAUGGCAGAGCCACCAUAUAAACGCCCAAGGCGAGACUUUGACUCCGAUCGCGCACCCGUUGACUCUCGAAAUCCUCGCGACAAGCGCGGUGGAAGACAAGGGCCAGACCGUGGCAACGACCGAAAUAGAUCGUACAGAUCAAGAACUCCCGAGCGCCCACGAGACCGUGAACAUGGCCGCGACAACCAGCACUACGACCGCGGUGGUGGACGACGAGAUGAUCGCAGAGAUCGGGACGGCGGACGGAGAGACGACCCGCGCAGAGAUGACAGAGGCAGGCAUGGUCCGCGGGAUAUGGACAGGGAUGGAGACCGGAGGCAAUAUAGAGAUGAUCGAGGUGCUCGAGACAAUGACCGAAGUCAGCGUGACAGAAGGAGAGACGGAGAAGGCGACUCGAAACGCCGUAGCAGAAGCCCGCGUGGAGAACGUUCCCGCGAAAGAGAACCAGCUGGAGAUGCUGUGCACCCAAAUAUGGCCCGUGUAGUUGAGCAGGAGAUUCCACUACGACAGGGAAGCCGACAAGGAAGCCGAAACGCCACGCCCCCAGUAGCAUUCAAAGUUGGCCGACCAGACAGCCGAGCGGGUUCAAGAGAUCCUGGCGGACAGAGCCCAGCACAACCGGAUUCAGCUGCUACCAGCGAGAGCACAAGCCAUAAGAAUAAGCCCAAAGCAGCCGAUUUUAUUGCCGCCGACGAGAUGGGCGUUGAAGAAGGCGAGGAGGACGAUAUUGAGGUUGAGGAUGAUGCAAUGGCAGCCAUGCAGGCAAUGAUGGGCUUUGGAGGAUUCGGAACUACAAAACAGAAGAAAGUAUUGGGGAAUGAUAUUGGUGGGAUCAGGAAAGAGAAGAAGACGGAGUACAGGCAGUAUAUGAACAGAGUUGGAGGGUUCAAUAGGCCGCUCAGUCCUAGCAGGGAGACAUAGUGGACGAUUUGGUGCUUCGAAUGCAUAGCGUGCAGCGUAUUUUUUCAAGAUAACCAAAGACUUUACAAUGAAAUUAUUUGACACCCCAAGUUUCAUAAAUUACAAAAUUGAAUGUUAAAUUUCGAGCAUGUCUUGAAGAUUGGUGCUCACGUUAAUUGUUGGAAGCUCCCCUGGUGACGUGUAAAGGACUUCUUGGCGAGUAGGGCAGUGGGAAGUCACGGGAAGGAAUAUACGUAG